This is a messenger RNA of Stereum hirsutum FP-91666 SS1, 639 nucleotides long. RefSeq lists its product as uncharacterized. The coding region runs from base 1 to 639 and encodes 212 amino acids. NCBI's taxonomy places the organism in Eukaryota, Fungi, Basidiomycota, Agaricomycetes, Russulales, Stereaceae. The transcript has a single exon. The record is from RefSeq and is a predicted model, not a curated record.
AUGGGCUUCUUCAAAGAGCUCGACGCAAGCACCGGAAAUGUCUCGGCCGAGUCCGAGUCCGUGCGCCUCGUAUUCAUUCCCGCCAGGAUCAAGUCUAAUUACAACAACGAAUAUUUCGACAACAACGAAUAUUUCGCCAACAUCGUAUGGAUCGACCCAGCCAGGACCGAUCUCACCCAGGACGGGAUCGUUCAUCUCGGGGGGCCCUACAAGCUGCGCGACCUCGAGAACGGCAGCAGUGAAGGUAGGUGGAGCGCGCCCGCACGACUCGCCGAUAUGCACCGUCUGGUAGAGUUCGAGGAUUGGCCAUACACAUCUUCCAAAUGCCUUGAGACGAUUCAGUUGUCGAUCCUUUCAUUCUCUAAGUGCAGAUCGGAGCGCAGCUCGAAUGGAUCGACCAGAUUGUUGUCGUCCUUCUUCGGUGGUGCCAGCGCGCAGCUUGCGCCUCUGGAUACGCUGUACUGGAUUGCCGAGUGGACGAAGUGGUUGGCAGAAGGCGGCGAGAGGGGAAAUCCUUCGGGAGACCUAUUCGAUAUGGUGGUGCGGGGUGCGGGGGACACGAGGAUGAAAAUCAACGCCUUAAGGAUGAGCGUCAGGAUGACGACUCUACUCGGAAUUGACAAGAAGGCUGCGUGGUGA